AUCUCUGCGGGCAUUCUUCUCCUCCUCUCUUCCCUGUCUUCGCCAACGUUUGUCAUGUCCAAAAAUCCGUACACGAACGCUCCUCCGCUGAAGGGCCCCGCCUCGGCGAAAUCGCUUGCUGACAAGGAACCGUUAUUCGGCUUCUUGCCUAGGAAGGUCACCUCGCAACAGGUGCAAAAAGCAAUGAAAGGUGACCACAACCCAUUCACGAAGCAGCCUCAUACGCCUCAAUACAAGAAGAUAUUGGAGGUCCGGAAAAAGCUGCCUGUCUAUGCGCAAAUGAACGAAUUCUUGAAGAUGUUCAGCGAUAAUCAGGUUAUCGUGAUGGUUGGGGAGACGGGGUCGGGGAAGACUACUCAGAUACCGCAGUUCGUCUGCUUUUCGGAUCUCCCUCACACGAAGGGCAAGAUGGUGGCAUGCACACAGCCUCGUCGUGUAGCAGCGAUGUCGGUGGCGAAACGCGUUGCGGAUGAGAUGGACGUUCCACUUGGCAAGCAGGUCGGCUACUCGAUACGUUUUGAAGACAUGACCGAGCCAGGUACGACGUUCCUAAAGUACAUGACGGACGGCAUGCUCCUACGUGAAGCCAUGAACGAUCCCAAUCUGGAGCGAUACUCGACGAUCAUCCUGGACGAAGCGCACGAACGCACACUAGCGACGGACAUCCUGAUGGGUCUGCUCAAGUCCCUUGCGAAGCGCCGUACCGACCUCAAGAUCAUCGUCAUGUCUGCAACUCUUGAUGCCCUCAAGUUCCAAAAGUACUUCUCACUAUCACAAUCCGGGGAGCCAGCUCCAUUGCUCAAGGUCCCUGGACGUAGUCACCCGGUGGAAGUAUUCUAUACACAGGAGCCAGAGCCAGACUACGUGGAGGCGGCGAUCAGGACCGUGCUGAUGAUUCAUCGGGCUGAGAAGCCUGGCGACAUUCUGCUGUUCCUCACUGGGGAGGAGGAGAUUGAGGAUGCUUGCAGGAAAAUCAAGUUGGAAGCAGACGAUUCGAUGAACAAAGACCCUGGCAGCGUCGGUCCGCUGGUGUGCAUCCCUCUGUAUUCGUCUCUCCCGCCGCAGCAGCAGCAGCGCAUUUUCGACCCACCGCCGCCACCUCGGACGCCGGACGGACCCCCUGGCCGCAAGGUUGUCAUAUCAAACAACAUCGCGGAGACAUCGCUCACGAUCGAUGGCAUUGUCUACGUAGUGGACCCGGGCUUUUCGAAGCAAAAGGUGUACAAUUCCCGUAUAAGGGUCGAGUCCUUACUUGUCAGCCCGAUUUCGAAAGCAUCUGCGCAGCAACGAGCUGGAAGGGCGGGGCGGACCAGGCCUGGGAAGUGCUUCCGGCUGUAUACAGAGAAGGAUUUCAUGAAGGAGCUGGAAGAACAAACACAUCCGGAGAUAUUGCGGAGCAACCUGGCCAAUACGGUCUUAGAGCUGGUGAAGCUGGGUAUACAGGACCUUGUGCGAUUCGAUUAUGUUGAUGCGCCGGCACCGGAGACAUUGAUGCGUGCCCUCGAGCUUCUCAACUAUCUGGCCGUACUGGAUGACGAAGGCAGACUGACGCCGCUUGGCGAAGUCAUGGCCGAGUUCCCUCUUGACCCUCAGAUGGCGAAGAUGCUGAUCGUCAGCCCCGAGUUCAACUGCAGCAAUGAGAUCCUCACAAUCGUCGCGAUGCUUUCAGUGCCAAACGUCUGGCUACGUCCGCCUAAUCAGCGGAGAGAAGCCGACGCGGCGAAGGCGCUGCUGACCGUCCCGGACGGCGACCACCUCACAUUGCUGAACGUUUACAACAGCUACGUACAGAAUGCGCAUGACCGAAGUUGGGCGUGGAACAACUACCUCUCGCAACUCGCGCUUGCGCAGGCUGACAACGUGCGCUCGCAGUUGGAGCGGACGAUGGAGCGAUACGAGAUUGCCCUCGUCUCGACCCAAGACCAGCGAAAGCUGUACAUGAACGUGCGACAAGCCCUUGUGUGCGGCUUUUUCAUGCAGGUUGCACAUAAGGAAGGCGAGAAGGGUGCCUAUCUCACGGUCAAAGACAACCAGGUCGUGAGCCUGCACCCUUCAUGCGGGCUUGAUACUCAGCCGGAGUGGGUUAUCUUCAACGAGUUCGUACUGACGACCAAGCCGUACAUUCGUACAGUCACGGAAAUUAGACCUGAGUGGUUGCUCGAAUUUGCUUCGAAUUACUAUGACCUGGCUACGUUUAAUGCUGGAGAGACGAAACGCGCUCUGCAGGGAGUGCAGAACAAGCGUCUGAGAAAGGUGGCGGGCGUGGAGGAUGCGAACGGCAAGUUGGAACGACCGUCUAAGCAAGCACGAAAGGGCCAAUAGAGGGCAAUGUUGGUGUGAUUGUAUGUCGUUGCAAUGCGUGGAUGCUCUAUGAUAGAUCGAUGUUUCUGUUCAAUUGGUCCCCGUUUGGGAGAGAACUG
Messenger RNA from Laetiporus sulphureus 93-53, 2420 nucleotides. Its product is annotated as P-loop containing nucleoside triphosphate hydrolase protein. Gene Ontology annotation, molecular function: ATP binding; RNA binding; ATP hydrolysis activity. The coding region runs from base 55 to 2322 and encodes 755 amino acids. The record is from RefSeq and is a predicted model, not a curated record. Gene Ontology annotation, cellular component: intracellular anatomical structure; spliceosomal complex. Lineage: Eukaryota; Fungi; Basidiomycota; Agaricomycetes; Polyporales; Laetiporaceae. The transcript is spliced from 10 exons.